Messenger RNA from Effrenium voratum, 612 nucleotides. Lineage: Eukaryota; Dinophyceae; Suessiales; Symbiodiniaceae. The record is from the annotation of a GenBank genome assembly.
AUGAAUCUGGGAUCUACGCUGAUGCAGAGAGAUGGGGAGGACUUGGAAGCCUUGACCGCCUUCCAGUCCGCGAGGAGUGCCCUGGAGGCGAGCGGCGCGUCGGGCAGCUCCGUGGCCGUGGAGCUGAGCGCUCUGCUGGGCCAGGCCCACAUGCAGCGCAACGACCUUGCGGCCGCCCUCGAGGAGUUGGAGGCGACCAAGGCCAUGAUGCAGAACCAGCGAAACCUGCGGGAGACCGAAGCUGGGGCGCGGGUGCUUUUUCGCCUGGGCCAGUGCUAUCUGGACCGGGAGGACCUGACCGCCGCCGUGGGCGCUUUGGAGUUGGCGGCCUCGGUGCUCACGCUGGACGCGGAGGUGAGCAUGACACUGGCGGACGCCUACUUCGAGGCCGACGAGGCGGACAAGGCUGUGGCGGCCUACGACCGUGCCAAGGUCGCCGCCGUUGCGGCGGGCCAGCAGCGCGCCGAAGCGCUGAUCCUCACGAAGCGAGGCCUGGCUUAUGCAGACUUGGGGGACCUGGACAGAGCGCUGGAGGACCACGAGAGCGCACGACAGCUGGCGGAGGAGAGCUGGACCUAUUGGACACACGCCUCGGGGCGGAUGUCCUGGUGA